Molecule: messenger RNA, 1693 nt
Organism: Amphimedon queenslandica
Lineage: Eukaryota; Metazoa; Porifera; Demospongiae; Haplosclerida; Niphatidae
Product: glycine dehydrogenase (decarboxylating), mitochondrial-like
Exons: 13
Biological process (GO): glycine decarboxylation via glycine cleavage system
Cellular component (GO): glycine cleavage complex; mitochondrion
Molecular function (GO): glycine binding; pyridoxal phosphate binding; glycine dehydrogenase (decarboxylating) activity
Source: RefSeq, a predicted model, not a curated record
UGUGUGGAGUGAUACUCCAGUAUAUCCUAAUAAUGAUGGUAUCAUUAAUAAUUAUCAUGACAUCAUACAGCAAGCUAAAGGAUUGAAGAUCCCGGUUGCAAUGGCUACUGAUCUCCUAGCCCUCACCCUCCUCAAGUCUCCUGGUGAAUUAGGUGCCAGUAUUGCCUUUGGUAACAGUCAGAGGUUUGGAGUACCAAUGGGUUGUGGUGGGCCUCAUGCUGCUUUCUUUGCUGUUAAAGACGAACUAAAGAAACAAAUGCCUGGAAGACUAGUGGGGAAGAGCUGGGAUCAGUAUGGUGUCCCUACCUACAGACUAGCACUGCAGACAAGAGAGCAGUUCAUUAGGAGAGAGAAGGCCACUAGUAACAUAUGCACUGCCCAAGCACUGCUGGCUAAUGUAUCAGCUAUGUAUGCAGUGUAUCAUGGACCCAAGGGACUGAAGGAUAUUGCAAUGGAAGUACAUAAAGCUACUGUACUAUUAGCUGAAGGCCUGAGACUGUUAGGUUGGACUAUCAAUAAUGAAACUGUCUUUGAUACAAUAAUGAUAUCAAAUGGAGACAUUAGCACUGAUAAAAUACAGAGGAGAUGUGACGAAAAGAAGAUAAACAUAUGUCACUAUGGAGACGGACUGUUAUACGGUGUUUCAUUGGAUGAGACUGUCAUAGGUAGUGAUUUAAUUGACUUACUGUAUGUGUUUGGAGCUAAUGAAGAAGAGGCUGCCAGUGUCCUGUACAGUGUAUCUGAUGCUGAUUCUAAUGUCAGUAUUACUGGUAGUGGCCAUGAGAGGGAAACACCUUAUCUCACUCAUCCUGUCUUUAACAGUUAUCAUUCAGAGACUAAGUUGUUACGUUACAUGAAGGAGCUUGAGAACAGAGACCUCUCACUCUGUCACUCUAUGAUACCACUGGGUUCCUGUACUAUGAAACUCAACCCGACCAGUGCUCUACUCCCAGUGUCCCUUCCUCAAUUCAACACCAUCCAUCCUUAUGUACCCAGUAACCAGACCACUGGAUACCAGGGUCUCAUUGAUGAAUUGGAGUCUUACUUGUGUAGCAUCACUGGAUAUGAUAAGUUCUCCUUCCAGCCCAACAGUGGGGCCCAGGGGGAAUACGCUGGACUCUGUGCUAUACUGGCCUAUCUGAGGGAUAAAGGGGAGGGGCAGAGAGAUAUAUGUCUGAUACCAGCCUCAGCUCAUGGCACUAACCCAGCCAGUGCUAUAAUGGCUGGUCUUAAAGUGGUUGAGAUACCAAUGAACAAAGAAGGAGAAGUGACUAAAGACUCUUUUAAACAAAAAAUAGAAGAAGCUGGUGAUAAGUUAGCGACCAUUAUGGUGACCUAUCCCUCCACUAGUGGUGUGUUUGAGGACUCCAUUAGAGAGGUCUGUGACAUGGUACACUAUUAUGGAGGACAGGUAUAUGUAGACGGUGCUAAUCUCAAUGCUCAGGUUGGGCUCUGUCGUCCUGGGGAUUAUGGAGGAGAUGUGUCUCAUCUGAACCUUCACAAGACCUUCUGUAUACCUCAUGGAGGGGGUGGACCGGGAAUGGGACCUAUUGGAGUUAAGGCUCAUUUAGCUCCAUACCUACCUGGUCAUCCAGUAACUGGUCCUAAUCCAUUAAAGUCCUUUGGAACAGUAUCAUCAGCAGCAUGGGGCUCUGCCUCCAUCAUACCAGUCUCAUGGGCUUACAUACUAAUG